Messenger RNA from Thlaspi arvense, 750 nucleotides. NCBI's taxonomy places the organism in Eukaryota, Viridiplantae, Streptophyta, Magnoliopsida, Brassicales, Brassicaceae. The record is from the annotation of a GenBank genome assembly.
AUGUUUAUGAUUAUCAAAACAAAAGGAAUUAAACUAGUGAUACAUAAUAAUGGCCCACCAUCCCACUCCAUUAAUUGGGAUGAAUCUAUAAAUAGGAGGAAAGUUCUUCUUCCUUACAGUCAUAAUAAAAUGAAGACAACAACGUUAGUUGGGGUGCUAUCCCUCUGUUUUCUUUUCUCUGCCAUCAUAGCAAAGCCACUUUUUGCGAUCACGGGAAAGGAUGAUGAGGGGGAACCGGUACUUGACAUAAAGGGUGAGGAGGUUCGCACAGAUAGCAGCUACUACAUGGUGUCAAUAAUUUGGGGGCCUGGAGGUGGUGGCGUGUCAAUGGCUAACGUAAGUGGUUGUCCCCUCGAUGUUAUCCAGUUGUCAUCAGAUCGAGAUUAUGGCAAGCCUGUAAGGCUGACUCCUCUAAUUGAGACUACAGGGGAUGUGGUUCGUCAGUCUACCAAUCUCAACAUCAAAUUCUCCACCUCCACGCCAUGUAAUGACUCCACUGUGUGGAGGGUCAAUCAGUAUGACGAUAGCACCAAGCAAUACUUUAUCAGCACUGGUGGGGUGGAAGGAAACUUGUGGCCCGAAACAAUAUUCAGCCGAUUCAAGAUAAUCAAGAUCAACUUCUUUAACAAAUUAGUUUACUGCCCUUGGAUGUGCGCCGUAUGUAAAGACAUUGGCUAUGAAUUCUUAGUUCAGCCACCAAGCAGCUUUAAUGAGCUUCACUCUGCAGUUGCUUGCCUAAAUUACUAUUGA